UGCCUCGCUCUCCUCCCGCACCAAUGGUGAGGAAGCAACCACUGAGCUUUCUCUUCUAUGCCGUCAACCCGGCCAACCAAGACGCUACUCCACCAUCGUCACCUCCCACUCCGACGGCCACCCCGCAGGCAUGGAUGUGGCCUUCCUGCAAGCACCCGACAACCAGUUCCUUCCGCUCACCGUCCGCUUCUGCGUCGGCAGCCGCCAAGAACGCCGCGGCCGCGUCCCUCUUCCUGGACUCCGCGGAAUCCUCCUCCUUCACCAACUCCUCCGCGCGCAUGCACCACGACUGCGCCGCGUCCGACAGCCUCUCGACCGAGUCGGAGCCCUCCGCCGCCGCGGCCGAGGACACCGCCGACGCCAUCGUCCGCGGCCUCCGUUCCGACCGCCUCCGCUUCGAGCCCCGCGCUCGCUCCAGCUCAAUCCUGGAGAAGAAACCCGGGCCUGAGCGUGGGCGCGGCCACGCGGCGGCGGGGCCGUUCGGAGGCGGCGUCCCGCUGGCCCUGGACUCCGCGGACCCGUACGUUGACUUCCGGGCGUCGAUGGAGGAGAUGAUGGCGUCGCGCGGCAUGGGUUGCGCGGGCGACUGGGACUGGCUGGAGAGGAUGCUGGGGUGGUACCUCCGCGCGAACGGCAAGGACACGCACGCCGCCAUCGUCGCCGCGUUCGUCGACCUGGUGGUUACCACGACUGCCGCCGGCUGCGCGUCCGGCAACUCCUCCUUCACGCUCGCCGGGAGCGACCGGGAGAGUGGCAGCGCCGGCGGCAAUGGGUCUUUCCGUCGUCUGAGGCGGACCAAAUCGUCCGUGUCAGGCUAG
Molecule: messenger RNA, 818 nt
Organism: Lolium rigidum
Lineage: Eukaryota; Viridiplantae; Streptophyta; Magnoliopsida; Poales; Poaceae
Product: transcription repressor OFP13-like
Exons: 1
Coding region: 24-818 (264 amino acids)
Biological process (GO): negative regulation of DNA-templated transcription
Source: RefSeq, a predicted model, not a curated record